AUCUUGACGUUUUGGCUGACUAUCAGUGACAAGCCGCUAAUGUUGAUGUGACGUGAAGAACGCCAACAGACAACAAAACAAGUAUAGAUCCAUUAGUUAUAGUAAAAAUUUCAACAUAAGAAAUCAGUGACGAACGCAAAUUGAGAAUACUGUCACAAGAUGAAUAAAAACCUUCUUAGUGUACUGCUGAUUGCCGCACUAUGCCUGUGCUUGGAGGCGAAGAAGUUCAAGGAAGAUAAAAAACCAGCUUGGGCAAAAAAAGACAUCCGUGAUUACACCGAAGCCGAUUUGGAACGUCUGCUGGAUCAAUGGGAGGAAGACGAGGAGCCACUGGAACCUGACGAACUGCCGGAGCACCUUCGUCCAGCGGCUCCGAUCGAUAUGUCCCAGCUAGACAUGUCCAAUCCGGAGAAUAUCCUGAAGGCAUCUAAGAAGGGCAGGACUUUAAUGAGCUUCGUCAUGGUCAAUGGGAACCCCACCCGUGAGGAGACCGAGGAAAUCACCAAGCUGUGGCAGACCAGUUUGUGGAACAAUCAUAUUCAAGCGGAACGCUAUUUGAUUGAUGAUAAUCGAGCGAUAUUCAUGUUCAAAGAGGGCUCACAGGCAUGGGAAGCGAAAGACUUCUUGAUCGAACAAGAGCGCUGUUUGCAGGUUACGAUCGAGAACAAGGAUUACAAGGGCAAGCACAAUCAGGACACGGACGACGGGAUGAAGGAUGAGCUGUAGACAGCGAACGGCAUCUACAAUAUGUAAGCGGUGGCAUUUUUUUGAGUACACGUAAUGAUGUAUAAUAUUCUUCAAGUACCGGAAUACUUGGUAGUAUGAAUUGACUGAUGUGAGAGAUAUUUUUUUGGCUGAUAUUGUGUGAAUAUGAAUAAAGAUUACGGAUGAAUUGAAGUCAA
Messenger RNA from Topomyia yanbarensis, 902 nucleotides. It is a transcript of the gene boca, whose product is annotated as LDLR chaperone boca. The record is from RefSeq and is a predicted model, not a curated record. Gene Ontology annotation, biological process: protein folding. The transcript is spliced from 2 exons. Bases 160 to 726 code for a protein of 188 amino acids. Lineage: Eukaryota; Metazoa; Arthropoda; Insecta; Diptera; Culicidae.